UUUCAUAUAGGGAGAAUUUUAGGACAAAAUUUUCACAAUUUUUGUAAGUCUAUGUUAUUAUUACCUAUGUUAGAGGAGCUAAAGCGUUGGUACCGAAUUGUACUUGUCAAGAUUUCUCAAGAUCUGACUGAAGAGGAAAGGGAAGAACUCUUGUUUUACUGUAAAGACCACAUUCAGAAGGGCUUGUCGAGUAAUUUCUCCGUUGGCGUUCAAAUUUUUGAUCGCUUGGAAAAAGCAAACGUAAUUUCCUGGGAGAAACUUGACUUCCUGACCGAGUUCCUUGGCGCAAUAAACAGGCAAGAUCUUGUAACUAAGCUGACUGCAUUUGAGUUGACAAGAGAACUGAUGAUCCACGUUUUGAAAAGGCAGGAUUCUCAACCACCCAUGACUUCGUCGACCGCCAGUGUGGGACUCCAUUUAGCGGAAAUGGUGAACCAUGUCCAAGAUGGAGUUUAUUUACCGGCCCAAGGAGCGAUCAAGGCUAUCCUUAAAUCCCAACAGAGAGCUUCUAACGUUUUGGACGUCAUCCGCCGGAAAGCAUUGCCUAAAGCCAAAGAAACCGAGCCGAACACCUUCGCGUUGCUCGUCGCCAUUGCAGCCGAAAUUGUCUUGCUGGUGUUUGAUGAGAACCAAAAACAAGAGAAGUAUGCAUUGGACGUCGCCAUCGAGCUGGCUGACCACUUAGAGAAGAAGGUAGCCAACUAUGGCAAUUGGAAAGAAUUUUGCCGAUUUGUUGGAGAACGACAUAAUGGUUAUUUCUGUGAGCCUGUCGCUGAGCCAGCACCUGACUCGUCAUGGCAGUCGGUGUUGACCGACCUGGUAGGAAAGAUGAAGGAGGUUUUCUUUAGUUACUAAAAAGCGUAGAAACCCAUAACCGAUAGGUAGAUUCUUUGAUUUGAUUACGUGGUAUAACUGGGUAAGAUUUCGAUUAUAGUGUAAUCAAGUAAGUCAGGGGCAAAAGAUGGAAAAAUUUAAUUAGAAUUUAAAAUUUGAUAUUUGAAUCUAAGCAAAGCACACUCAUUGCGAGAAGAUGCUGUUUAUAGAGAUUUUCUUGUUUUCUCAAAAUUUAAAGCGUGGUUAAUUUUUAAAAAUUUUUAUCCAGGGUAACUUGAGAAUUUAUCGCUUAUUAAGUGGCUGAGAGCCUAUUUCAUAGAAAGUUACAUUAUGAGGUAAAUUGUUUCAGACUCAAUAGGUAACCUGAAGAGGUCAGUGGAGAUAUCUCACGAUAGUGUUGAAAAGUAUUUUCUUAUUCAGAGGUUCAGUUAGCUUGAAUAAUAGCAAGCAACUUUCAUUGCUCUCAUUUGAAUUCAUAACUGAUAUUAUGAAUCAUUUUGUAUACAAUAUGUAUCGUUUAUGCCAACCAGAAAACAUGGUUGCAAUUUAAGGCAGAUGCCUUUAAAACUGAAUUAAUGGUCUAUGGUAAUGUUACAGAAAUUGAUCAUUAAGUUCGUGAUGUUUGACUAAAUUUCCAGUGGGGAAAACAGUCGUUUCACAUACCUGAAAAGGUAAAUUUUUCGGAACAAAAGAAGGAAAUGUUCCUUUCGUCAAGAGAUGUGGUUCUUAAGAUGAGCUCAAAUCUCGGACACGUCGCUGCUAUUACACUCCCAUUGUUGUAGCUUUGAGAGCUACUUGGUGGAUUGUAAAGAUGAGCUCAAAUCUCGGAGAAUUGAGAAUUUAUCGAUCACACUGAGCCUACUUCUAGUUAUGAGAAAUAUAAAUUUAAUGCAAAUUUACUGAAAUCAUGUCACGAGAUUCGCUCAACGUUCAUUGUUUAUUAAGUGGUUGAGAGCCUAUUUUAAAAAGUUACACUAUAAUGUAAACUGUUUCAGACUCAAUAGAUAACCUAAAGAGGUCAGUGGAGAUAUCUCACAAUAGUGAUUGAAAAGUAUUUUCUUAUUCAGAGGUUCAGUUAGCUUGAAUAAUAACAAGCAACUUUCAAAGCUCUCGUUUGAAUUCAUAAGUGAUAUAAUGAAUCACUUUGAAGAUGAUAUGUAUCUUUUAUGCGAACCAGAAAACAUGGUUGCAAUUUAAGGCAGAUGCCUCUAAAACUGAAUCAAUGGUCUACUGUAAUGUUACAGAGAUAGAUCAUUACGUUCAUGAUGUUCGACUAAAUUUCCAGUGGGGAAAACAGUCGUGUCACAUACCUGAAAAGGUAAAUUUUGCGGAACAAAAGAAGGAAAUGUUCCUUUCGUCAAGAGAUGUGGUUCUUGAGAUGAGCUCAAAUCUCAAAUCUCAAAUCUCAAAGCUCAAUUCUCGGACACGUUGCUGCCUUGGUGGGUUGUAACGUCUGUAAUCAAGUGCUGUGUUUUGCCUCGUACUGAUUACAUUUCAAACCUGUGUGAUCCAUAGGCCAUUUGGCUAUGUGUCACAUGGUAACUAAGUGCACAGUGACGGUUAAUGAGGAUUUGUUACUGUGGAAGAUGAAUAUGGCUGCUCAUUUGUGUUGAAAAACGGCUCAUAUUUUCACAUUUGAGCUGACGUCUGCUCAAAAUUUGGCUGACGUCUCUUUUACAAUGAAUUCGUACUAGGAUUCAUUCAAUGUUUCAGUGUUUCAGUGGUACAAUUCGGAAAAGGUCAACUGACCUCAAAAUACCAAGAAGCAAAAGCCUUUCAAAGUGCCUUAAGGCUCGUUAAUUGAAUACUGAUGAAGUAUUACGAUUUUAAAGAGAAGUGUAGCGAUUUAUUGAAAUAGCUUCUGCUUUUUUAUCAUUGGUAGAUAUGAAAGUUCCUAAUGACUUGGUCAUAAUAGCCGUUUAGCAGUUAUAUGAUAUAUGAGUGAUGGAAUAUGCCUAGCCUUGGAUGAGAAAGUUAUCGUAGAUUGUUAAGUAGGAAACUGGUACUCAAGUACAAAAACUUGAUUAUGUUUUUUGAUUUAUGAAUGGUUUAAUGUAUGAUAGAUGCUCUCUUUGGUAAUGUAGUUAUUUUUAAUGUUGUAAGUUGACAAUUGGCCUUACACAGGAGAGUGUAAAACGAAACUCGGUUUCGCUAAAACAGCUCUGGAGAUUUUCAUGAUCUGAAAUAAUGGAGAAAAUAAGAAAAAAUAUUUUUUCGAUUUGUGAAACAAAACAGACUAGUAUAUUUCCAUUAGUAUGAAAAGAAAGGAAAACUAGAAACUACGAACUUCGAUGAGCGACCAAUAUCGUAAAGACAAGGUGAAAACGUUAAAAAUAUUGUAUCUUGAUCAUUUUAACGUUUUAUUGUUUUGUAUGUACAAGCCAAUUGUCAACUUGCUCAUGUUUAGAAUUUAUUUAUAGUUAUAGGGUCAAUAGCAUGUCAGACGUGGUGACUUAGAAAAUUUUGUGAUUCAAUAAAGUGUGA
This is a messenger RNA of Pocillopora verrucosa, 3318 nucleotides long. RefSeq lists its product as uncharacterized. NCBI's taxonomy places the organism in Eukaryota, Metazoa, Cnidaria, Anthozoa, Scleractinia, Pocilloporidae. The record is from RefSeq and is a predicted model, not a curated record. Gene Ontology annotation, biological process: regulation of apoptotic process. Gene Ontology annotation, molecular function: protein binding.